Messenger RNA from Aureococcus anophagefferens, 717 nucleotides. RefSeq lists its product as hypothetical. Lineage: Eukaryota; Pelagophyceae; Pelagomonadales; Pelagomonadaceae. Gene Ontology annotation, biological process: carbohydrate metabolic process. The annotation marks the transcript as partial. The transcript has a single exon. Gene Ontology annotation, molecular function: zinc ion binding; aldehyde-lyase activity. The record is from RefSeq and is a predicted model, not a curated record.
AGCUGCCGCGAUCUAUUGCGCGACGCCGCGGCCGCCGGCGCGGCCGUCGGCGCGUUCAACGUCUACAACGUCGAGGGCGCCAUCGCCGUGAAGCGCGCCGUCGUCGCCGCGGGCAGGCCCGCCAUCGUGCAGCUCCACCCGGCGUCGCUCGACUUUGGGGGCGCGGCGCUCCUCGCGGCGUGCGCCGCCGUCGCCGACGACUGUUUCCGCGAGAGCGGCGUGCCCAUGCUCGUCGCGCUCGACCACGCCGCCGACGACGUUGCCAUCGACCUGGCCCUGGCUUCGGGCGUCGACCACGUCAUGGCCGACGGCGCGGAGCUGUCCCUCGAGGACAACGAGCGGUGGACGCGGGGCGUCGUCGAGCGCGCGGCGGCCGCGGGCGCGACGGUGGAGGCGGAGCUCGGCAAGCUCGCCGGCGAGGAGGACGGCCUGGCCGUGGACCUGCGGGACGCGAAGAUGACGGACCCCGCCGUCGUCGCGAAGUUCCUCGCGGCGACGGGCGUCGAGGCGCUCGCCGUGACCGUGGGCAACGUCCACGGCCGCUACGCGAAGAGCCCGCCGGACCUCGACUGGGCGCGCCUCGACGCCGUCCGCGGGGAGGCCGGCGGCGUGCCCCUCGUGCUCCACGGCGCGUCGGGCCUCCCGGAGGACUACCUCCGGCGCGCGCGCGCCGCGGGCGUCGCCAAGUUCAACGUCAACACGGAGGUCCGCGCGGCG